AUGGUCGUGGUACUGGCGCUAAUCAACGGUCCAACAGCUAAAUCCGUCUCCCGAAAUGAGCGCAGUCCGACCCCCCCUCCGCCGCCGAAGAGACGUAGGAUCGACGAGGCUCACCAUACCAAAUCCACGGAAGCCCCCUCAAACCCCAUCAUCAAAUCUAUUCUCAAGAAAUCAACGCCCUCUUCCGUCUCCUCAUUACCAUCUUCGUCUCCUCCACCUUAUCCUUCGUCUUCACCGUCGCAACAACCGCCUUCUAGUUCUCUUGAUUCCGAGGCAGGGAAGUACCUUAAGCUCAAAACUACAGAUAAAAAGACGGGAUCUAUUACAAAGACAAGGAUAGAAAGGGCUGGACCAUCGUUUUCUUCUUCUUCAUCGUCGUCGUCGUCAACAUUAAAACCCUCGGGACCAUCUUCUUCGACAACUAAUCAAUCGAUACGAUCUUUACAUACUUCACCACCAAACCAUACCACAACUACUCUACUCUCUGACACAGAUGCCACAAAACUCCUUCUCGAAUUCGGAAAGCCGAAACCCGGUCCCCCACGAGAACCCGAACGUCUUAUGCCACGUACCGUCCCUCGGGCGCCCGCGAAUUUCGAAACUAGACAUAACAUCCUCGUACAACUCCACAAGGAGUUCAUCCGACUAGACCCAGAUAGCCAAAAGACCGCCAUAGGGAAACAGAGGAUGAUAAAACUCGCGAAUGAUGAGGAGGCCGCGAGUGCGCUGAACGAUAUUUUUACCUAUAAAAACAUUAUGAGGAACCGAAUUUUUGCUCUAGGGAAGAUGACACCGGAAACUUUCAAAAAGGAUCUGGAGGAAAAAGAACAGUCGAAAAGGAAGAAGGAUCUGCCGGAUGGAAACGAGGAGUUAGUAACAGGGUUGAGCCCGGAAGCUGAAGUCACAGCUUUAGGUGGCUAUGUCGCAUCCCUCCUAUCCCUAAAGGCAUCCGAAUACGUCGUCCUCCCGCCGUCAGAAGAAGAAAUUCGAAAAACCAAGGAGGGUCUGGAAGCCGCAGAUGGAAGGGAGGAAUGCGACCGUUGUAAAACCAGAUUCCAAGUUCUCAAAGAACAAGACAAAGAAACCAAAAGCUGGGUAACAGGUGGGAGCUGUACCCACCACUAUGGAAGGUUUAUCGUCGACGGCGGUAGGAGAACAUGGGCUUGCUGCGCUACACCACGGGGAGAAACUACAGGCUGCGUAGAACAUACAAAUCAUGUUUUUAUGGUUAAAAGUCCGGUCCGACUGGCUAGUGUCUGGCAAUUUGUCGAAACCCCAUCUGCACCGAUACUCUCACCUUCUUCGGAAACGACACCACCUCCUUCGGACAAAAAAAUCGAAAAGGCAAUCUGCAUGGACUGUGAAAUGGCAUUCACAACCAAAGGUUUCGAAGUAAUCCGGUUAACAGCGACACGUUUCCCAACCUACGAACCCAUCGUCGACAUCCUCGUCCAACCUUAUGGUGAGGUUCUAGACCUAAACACCCGUUUCUCCGGAGUAACCCAAGAACAAUUCGAUACCGCACUCCCCUACUACAACUCCUCUCUACCGAAUAAAGAUGGCCCCAAGGUACUUUUAAGAGCAUCAAGUCCGCUCGAAGCUCGCGAAAUCCUAUUUACUUACAUCGACUCCUCGACAAUAAUUAUCGGGCAUUCACUCGAUAACGAUCUGAAAUGUAUGAGAAUAAUACACCCUCGUGUUGUUGAUACUGCGCUGUUAUACAGGCAUAGAGCGCCUGGGAUGAAGUUCAGUCUUAAAUACCUUGUCAAAACGCAUUUGGGAAGGUUUAUACAAACGAAUGAGAAUGCACAGGGACAUGACAGUAGGGAGGAUGCGAAUGAAGCGGGGAAUUUGGUGAGAAAGAGGAUUCAGAAUGAUGUUAGAGUGGGGAAGAUCGGGAAGGAUGGGAUUUGGGCAGGGGAUGUGAUGUAUGCGUUUAAAAAUACAGGGGAGAAUAAUAAUAAUAGUAGUAAUAAUAACCAAGAUAAGGUUGUUGCUGCGAAAUAG
Orbilia oligospora ATCC 24927 is the source of this 2007-nucleotide messenger RNA. RefSeq lists its product as uncharacterized. The transcript has a single exon. The record is from RefSeq and is a predicted model, not a curated record. Gene Ontology annotation, cellular component: nucleus. Lineage: Eukaryota; Fungi; Ascomycota; Orbiliomycetes; Orbiliales; Orbiliaceae. The coding region runs from base 1 to 2007 and encodes 668 amino acids. Gene Ontology annotation, molecular function: exonuclease activity; nucleic acid binding.